Messenger RNA from Rhizophagus irregularis DAOM 181602=DAOM 197198, 231 nucleotides. NCBI's taxonomy places the organism in Eukaryota, Fungi, Glomeromycota, Glomeromycetes, Glomerales, Glomeraceae. The record is from RefSeq and is a predicted model, not a curated record.
AUGAUAGAUACAUUUACUUCACAUGAAAAAUCUACAUUCCAAAAUAAUAAUAAUAAUAUUGUAAAGGAAGAAAAACGGUGCGGUAUUAGCGGUAAAGAUAAAAAAGCUAAGUCACAUAGUAAACGCACUGAAGUAGGUAUUAAAUAUGUUGGCUGUAAUAUGUUAGAAAGUAAUUGGAAUAAAUGGAAUGAUUUGGCAUUCCAUCGAGGUGGUCAUUGGACAAAUUUUUAG